UGAGAAACGACAUGUCCUAUGUGCCGUCCGCGACCCUAAGAAGUACCCCCACCAAAAGAGUGCGCCAAUAUUUCAGAGUUCGGGAGUAACGUUCUUGUUUUGUCCGUAAAUAUUACUCAGGUCUCUUGGGUCGACCGCCUGCUCAACUGUAUAUAGUGUUCGGUGUUCACCCCUUAACACUUCGAUAAUCCUCUUCUUCGAUUCUCAAGGGCCAAACACACGACUUUGAAAGGAAAUGGCCGAUGAAGUGACCCUCCUGGACUUCUGGCCGAGCAUGUACGGGAUGAGGUGCCGAGCAGCGCUGGCCGAGAAAGGGGUCGAGUAUGAGUUUAAGGAGGAGGACUUGACGUCUGACAAGAGCGAGCUCCUCCUUCAGAUGAACCCGGUUCACAAGAAAAUACCCGUCCUCAUCCACAACGGCAAUCCUGUCUGCGAGUCCCUCAUCAUCGUGGAGUACAUCGAUGAGACCUGGAGCCACAAGGCCCCUCUCUUGCCGUCCGAUCCGUACGAGCGAGCCCAAGCCAGAUUCUGGGCUGAUUUCGUCGACAAGAAGGUCUAUGAUCUCGGGAGGAAGUUGUGGAUGAGGAAAGGGGAAGAACAGGAUGCGGCGAAGAAGGAAUUCAUCGAAUGCCUGAAAAUAGUAAAAAGUGAGCUCGGAGACAAGGCUUUCUUCGGGGGCAAGAAGUUCGGGUUCCUGGACAUAGCGAUCAUCGGCUUAAACUGCUGGUUCUACACCUACGAGACGUGUGGGAACUUCAGCAUCCAAGCUGAAUGCCCCAAGCUCGUUGCGUGGGGCAAGAGAUGCAUGGAGAAGGAGAGCUUGGCCAAAACUCUCCCCGACCCACGAAAGCUGUGUGCCUUCAUCUUGGAGUGCAAGAAAGCGAUGGGCAUAGAGUAGGGGACUAUGCUUCCGCUUUUGCUAGACCCU
Messenger RNA from Syzygium oleosum, 928 nucleotides. Its product is annotated as probable glutathione S-transferase. Gene Ontology annotation, molecular function: glutathione transferase activity. Gene Ontology annotation, biological process: glutathione metabolic process. The record is from RefSeq and is a predicted model, not a curated record. Lineage: Eukaryota; Viridiplantae; Streptophyta; Magnoliopsida; Myrtales; Myrtaceae. Bases 236 to 898 code for a protein of 220 amino acids. Gene Ontology annotation, cellular component: cytoplasm. The transcript has 2 exons.